Rhopilema esculentum is the source of this 655-nucleotide messenger RNA. RefSeq names its product density-regulated protein. Gene Ontology annotation, biological process: translation reinitiation; formation of translation preinitiation complex. The record is from RefSeq and is a predicted model, not a curated record. Gene Ontology annotation, molecular function: mRNA binding; translation initiation factor activity. NCBI's taxonomy places the organism in Eukaryota, Metazoa, Cnidaria, Scyphozoa, Rhizostomeae, Rhizostomatidae.
GCACUAGCUUUUCUUCUACCAAUACGACCACAGGGAACUGAAGUGAUAACAGCAGUGAAAAUGGCGGAUGGCGAAGCGGCUUCUCAGGCCAGCGAGAAUGUCUCUUAUCCACUGAAUGUUUUAUACUGUGGGGUCUGUGGUCUUCCUCCCGAGUUUUGUGAAUAUGGACCAGACUUUGACAAAUGCAAAGCUUGGCUGGAGCAACACGAUCCUAGUCUUUUAACUUCAAUAGCAAAUAUGAAUCUUGAUUCUGCUGAGGGUGAUGAUAAAGACAAUAAAAAGAGACAGACUAGAGGUGGAAAAGCAAACAGACAGGCAAAGAAAAAGACUGCUGUGCAGAAAAUUACUAUAACAAAAGAACAACGUAGUAAGAAAAAGACAGUGACUGUAGUGAAUGGUCUAUCAACUUUUGAAAUUGAUUUAAAGAAAGCAUCAAAACUUUUUGCAAACAAAUUCUCAUGUGGAUCUUCUGUUACUGGUGAUGAUGAGAUUGUUAUACAAGGAGAUGUGUCUUAUGAUCUAAUUGAGCUGAUACAAAGUCACUGGCCCGAGGUUGAUGAUGAUAGUAUUGAAGACAGGACUUAAUAAAGUUCUUUGCUAGAUAUCCUUGAAAUAAUUUCAAAAUGUAUGUCAUUAAAUCAAAAGCUUUUCCAAA